This is a messenger RNA of Tachysurus fulvidraco (yellow catfish), 9480 nucleotides long. Its product is annotated as membrane-associated phosphatidylinositol transfer protein 2. Lineage: Eukaryota; Metazoa; Chordata; Actinopteri; Siluriformes; Bagridae. Gene Ontology annotation, cellular component: cytoplasm. Gene Ontology annotation, molecular function: phosphatidylcholine binding; phosphatidylinositol transfer activity; metal ion binding. The record is from RefSeq and is a predicted model, not a curated record. The coding region runs from base 1638 to 5873 and encodes 1411 amino acids. The transcript is spliced from 26 exons. Gene Ontology annotation, biological process: phospholipid transport.
UUUAUUUGUGCGCCGUGUGCCCUAAUGGAGGAAAAACACACUAGCUUUAGCCACAUAGCUAACGUGUCUGUACCUGCUCGUGUCUCUUAACGUUGUUAAAACGAUCACCUGAUUCACUGCCUUGUUAUUCCUUUCAAUUUAAACGUGUAAAGAAGAAAGCAGGAGCUGGAAAACACGGGGUUUUAUGUUUGCUUAGAAAGGUCGUGCUUAACAUACAUACUGUAAGGUUAACCUGCUUAGAUGAUCUAUUUAUCUAUCUGUCUGUCUGUCUGUCUGUCUGUCUGUCUGCAGUUAAUUUUCACAGCAGCAUGAAGAGAAAAAUGUGAUUUUAGUUGACCAUGGUUGUUUAUACACCGUGGGCUGUUUAGAGUAUUUCAGAAAUCCCAGAGGAUUGUACAGUAUAUAGUUUACACACAUAAUACACACACACACACACACACAAUACACAAUAGUGUGGAAUAAUAAACCAAAAACCAUCCAGUGAGCCUUGAUUCUUUGUGUGUAAAUGCCUUUACUAUUUGAUAGAGCUCAGAGAAGGAAAGCCGUACCGGUUUGCUCUGACAGGAAGGUUAUGGUAGCUCAAAUAACCAUGCUUUGCAACCAGGGUGAGCAGAAAAGCAUCUCUGAGCAGGAAUCUGAAGCUAGAGCAGGAAACACACUCACUCAGUUUUUUUUUUCUUUUCUUCUUUCUUGUGAGCCAUUUUGAUUCACCAGUUCCUGUACCACAUGUGAAUAUCCGAUACAACUCCUUAAAUAGAUUUUCGUUUCCGUUACACGCCGUUUCAAGAAUCGACGACUUGCACUUUCUGGUCUGGUGAAUUGCAGUUUGUUGUGUGAAAGUUUCAGAGUUUGGCAUCAACAGCAUGGAUCACUGGUGUCCACAGUUCAGGCUGAUGGAGGUGGUGUAAUCAGAAAUGCUUUAAAGCGUACAUUUACAGUUACAAUUUACUUAUAUGAAUAUUUAUUUGUUUGUUUGUUUAUUUCUUUAUUUAAAUAGCAUAAUGAUGCAUUGUCACAAAGUCAUCUCAGACAGGUCUCAAUCUGUUCACCUCAAUGACCUCCCCAGUAACCAGCAUCUAAAAAAAGCACCUAUGGGAUGUGCUAUAUUCACAGCAUGAUUGUGCAUCUGAUCUGAAUCCGGAGCUCUACUACGAUGCAGUCGUGUCAACACAGACCUAGGCAAUGUUUUUAAAACCAAUGCCAAACCGUACUAACAUCAUGUCUCCUAAUUUUCUUUGACAUCACUACGUGUCACAUCGGUCUUUACCUCCUUAAUGAAAACCUUCCUUGUUAAAUGAUUGAAGCAGACAAGCUUUUUCUGAGGUUUUUAUAACUCAGGUGGUGUGUGGGUGGAAGAAGUGCAGGAUUUUGUGUCUGGGUUAACGUUCUAUGUUCGGGUGACUCAUAACCCUGGCAUGUGGCGAGUUUUAAUUCUAGGUGUCAAAGAUAACAGGACAUCAGAGGCUGUUGGACACAGAAGACUUCAAUCUGUUCCUUUCUGUCUGCUUCAUGAAGCUUAAACCACUGCCAGUGAAUCGCUGAAAAUGUGUACGGGAUGAACUUGGCUCUGUCCCUCUGACGUGCCCGAGCUAGGGCCUGCCUGGUGGAUUCCUCAAUCGCCCUGCACCACUGCCAACAUGCUGAUUAAAGAGUACCGCAUCCCCAUGCCCAUGAGCGUGGAGGAGUACCGCAUUGCCCAGCUCUACAUGAUCCAGAAAAAGAGUCGAGAGGAGAGCGAAGGCGAGGGCAGUGGCGUGGAGAUCCUGGAGAAUCGACCCUACACGGACGGGCCCGGCGGCUCGGGACAGUACACCCACAAAGUGUACCACAUCGGGCAGCACAUCCCCAGCUGGUUCCGCUCCAUCCUGCCAAAAGCAGCUCUACGUGUGGAGGAAGAAUCCUGGAACGCAUACCCAUACACUCGCACCCGUUACACGUGCCCUUUUGUGGAGAAGUUCUCCAUCGACAUCGAGACGUAUUAUAAGCCCGACACGGGGAACCAGAACAACGUCUUCAAUUUGUCUUCAGCAGAGAAAAGGCAGCGGGAUAUCGACCCUAUAGACAUUGUGAAAGAUGUUAUUGCACCUCAUGAGUACUUGGCGGAAGAGGAUCCCAAGCUGUACAAGUCGGUGAAGACUCAGCGAGGCCCUCUGUCAGACAACUGGAUCCAGGAGAUUAGCCUUAACCCGGGCAUGAUGCCUGUCAUGUGCGCCUACAAGCUGUGCAAAGUGGAGUUCCGCUACUGGGGCAUGCAGUCCAAGAUCGAGCGUUUCAUUCACGACGUGGGUUUGAGGAAAGUGAUGGUGCGUGCACACCGGCAGGCCUGGUGCUGGCAGGAUGAAUGGUACGGCCUGACCAUGGAAGACAUCCGACAGCUGGAGCUGGAGACUCAGCUGGCCCUGGCUAAGAAGAUGGCGCAGUAUAGCUGCAACGAAGACGGAGGAGAGGGCAACAACAGUCCUGCCAAAGAACAGGACGCCAAGGAGGCCAUUAACGCCAUCGAGAACGAAAGCGCAACGCGGAGUCUUGGUGACACGCUGCAGGCCCGGGGAGAACUCACCAAACAGUGGUCCACUUCGUCCAGAUCUUCCCGUUCCUCAAAAAGAGGAGCAAGCCCAUCUCGCCACAGCAUUUCCGAAUGGCGCAUGCAGAGCAUCGCCCGUGACUCAGACGACAGCACAGACGACGAGUUCUUUGAUGCACACGAGGACCUCUCAGACAACGAGGAGAUAUUCGUCAAAGAGAUCACCAAGUGGAACUCCACCGACCUGAUGGACAAAAUCGAGACAGCAGAGGCGGACGAACCCCAAAGUGACUUGUACCAGGACUCUGGGGUUGAGUACACCGAAGCCGAGAACGUUCAAAGACUCAACGAGGAUGGCUCGGGUCAGCAGGGUCUGCAGUCGUCGUCGAAGGUGCACGUGUUGCUCCUGGUCCUGCACGGUGGCAACAUCCUGGACACUGGAGGCGGAGAGCAGAGCAGCAAGCAGGCCGACGUCAACACUAUCAGCUCGGUGUUCGAGACAGUCAUGCGCGUACAUUACCCGACAGCUCUGGGCCGCAUCGCCAUCCGCACGGUGCCCUGCCCCGCCGUGUGUGUGGAGGCUUUCUCACUCGUGUCAAAUUUAAGUCCGUACAGCUAUGACGAGGGCUGCCUCUCUAACAGUCAGGAUCACAUUCCUCUCGCUGCUCUACCUCUGCUGGCCACGUCCGCCCCUCAGUACCAGGAUGCCGUGGCCGCGGUUAUAGUGCGAGCCAAUCAGGUGUACGGAGACUUCAUCAAAUCGUUGGAAGGCACCAUGUUCUCUGGCCAGGUGUGUCUGAUAGGUGACUGUGUCGGAGGGAUCCUGGGCUUUGAUGCCCUCUGCAGCAGCAACAUUACCGUGUCAGAAAGCCAGAACAGUAGCAGGAGAGGGAGCAUCGUCAGUGUGCAGGACACCGAUCUGCUCUCGCCGGGCAUCAUCAUCAACAGUAGUCCUUCAGGCUCAGGCACGGGCUCAGGUUCUGGUUUGUCCCUGGAAGGCAGCCGUCACUUGAGCCGCAGCAACAUCGACAUCCCACGCUGCAGCGGUGCCGACGACCCCAAAAAACAGUUGCCCCGCAAGCGUAGCGACUCCUCGACCUAUGAACUGGACACCAUCAAGCAGCACCAGGCCUUCCUUUCUAGUUUACACUCCAGCGUUUUAAGGAAUGACCCCGGCUCUCGGCGGUCCAGUAACAGCACCAUGCUGGAAGGAGGUGGCGCUCUGGGCAAGUUUGAUUUCGAGGUGUCUGAUUUCUUCCUGUUUGGCUCUCCACUGGGUUUGGUCCUGGCUUUGAGGAAAACUGUGGUUCCUUCUCUAGAUGUGGCUCACCUACGUCCAGCCUGCCAGCAGGUGUAUAACCUGUUCCACCCUGCAGACCCGUCAGCUUCACGCCUGGAGCCACUGCUGGAGAAGAAGUUCCACCAGCUGGCGCCUUUCAGUGUGCCACGGUACCAGCGGUUCCCUCUAGGCGACGGCCACUCGGCCCUGUUGGUGGAUGCCCUCCAGAGCAACCCUCACCUCCUGCUGGAGAGUGGAGGCCGCUGCCAUGACGGCUUAGGCGAGACUUCCAUCCCCGUCCCCGUGCUCAACUGGCAGGCUGCGCCAGCCACGCCCGAGUCGGAUGUAAUGCAUUCUCACGGGGGGAUGUUCCUGGAGAACUCGUACCCCUCGUCGCCCGCUUCAGCCCCAGCAUCCCGAAUCAUUCGCAGGCCCAGCGAGGUCAGCAUCGCUAGCCAGGUUUCCGGACUGGCAGAUAGUUACACUGCCUCCAAUAUUGCCAACACACAAGCAUGCCAACUCAAUCAGUCCAAAAAGCUUAGCCUUUUGUCCCAGCUGGCCCUCCCUUAUAACAAAAUGUCCUCAAGAAGCCCAUCCCCGAAAGCCCGCUACAAGUUGCUCAGUAGCAGAGCGGCGGGCUCAGAUGAGGUGAGCUGCUUCGAGCCCUCCCCUCUCCCCGACUCCAGCCCUCCAUCGCCGAACAUGCAGCUGGAUAUAGAGCAAGUCGCUGCUCGUUGGUGGGGGACAAAGCGCAUUGACUUUGCCCUGUACUGCCCUGAUGCCCUGACUGCCUUUCCCACCGUGGCUCUACCUCACCUGUUUCAUGCUUCUUACUGGGAGUCUACAGACGUUGUGUCCUUUCUGCUCAGACAGGUAAUGAGGCAUGAAAACUCCAGUAUUCUGGAGCUGGACGGGAAGGAAGUUUCCGAAUUCACACCGUCCAAACCACGAGAGAAGUGGCUGAGGAAGAGAACACAUGUUAAGAUCAGGAACGUAACCGCGAACCAUCGUGUGAACGACGGCGUCUUCACGGAGGAUGGCAUGCAAGUUGUCAAUGGCCGGUUCAUGUAUGGCCCGUUGGAUAUGGUCACUCUAACUGGAGAGAAGGUUGACAUCCACAUAAUGACACAACCUCCAUCAGGAGAGUGGGUGUACUUUGACACAGAACUGACCAACAGCAGUGGACGUGUUUUUUACACAAUCCCAGAGAGCAAGCGCUUAGGAAUCGGAGUGUACCCAGUCAAAAUGGUGGUCAGAGGUGACCACACAUCUGCAGACAGCUACUUGACUGUGCUACCACGUGCCACAGAAUUUGUAGUGUUCAGCAUCGAUGGCUCGUUUGCUGCCAGUGUGUCCAUUAUGGGCAGCGACCCUAAAGUCAGAGCAGGAGCAGUGGACGUUGUCAGGCACUGGCAGGACUUGGGCUACCUGAUCGUGUAUGUGACAGGCCGUCCAGACAUGCAGAAGCAGCGAGUGGUGGCCUGGCUCUCGCAGCACAAUUUCCCUCAUGGCAUUGUGUCCUUUUGCGACGGUUUGGUGCACGAUCCUCUUCGCCACAAAGCAAACUUCCUCAAGACCCUCAUAUCUGAGGCGCACAUGAAGAUCAUUGCUGCGUACGGCUCCACUAAGGACAUCUCGCUGUACACUUCGCUCGGCCUGCAACCAUCUAACAUCUACAUUGUUGGCAGACCAACGAAAAAGUUGCAGCACCAGUGCCAGUUCAUCUCAGAUGGUUACGCGUCUCAUUUGUCAGAUCUGGAGUACAAUCAGCGCUCUCGACCGGCCAAGACUGGCAGCACACGUGUGACUCUGCGUAAGGGAAGCUUUGGUCUGGGUGCCAGUGGCGACUUUCUGCGGAAACGCAACCACCUGUUGCGCACCAUCUCCUCUCAGCCAGCUCCCACAUCCUCGGCCACAUCGUCUGGCCAUGGGGGCCGCCCGGAACGUGCUCAGAGCCAAUCUGAGUUUGACCGCGAGCGGGCUGAACGUGCACAGAGGAGCAUGAGCAUUGCGGCGGGCUGUUUUGGACGUGCAGGGAAAAUGGAGGGAGGCACCCUGAGCCCCAAGUAACCCUCCAUCAACUUGCUAUGUAUAACUGGGAGUCUUUUUAUUUAUUUAUUUUUUUAAAGGAAUGGUGGAUCGGGAAGAACAAAAAUGAAAAAUGGAACAGACUCCAUGAGAGACCGGCACAGCUUUUCUAAUGUAGCAAGCAUGGCAUUAGGGGAAAGAUUUUAUUCCACUGAGGUAACACACCAUCCAGAAAUCUAAUGCCUUAUGCAUCGCUCUAGGUUUUUUGAACACUGGUCCUUGCCUCUUCUCAGUUUGCUUGAAUGUAGAGAGAAAACGGAUGCUUGAGUAGUUCGGACUCCUCCAAUCUCCACCUGCAUCAUCAGAAAAGUGGAAGGUCUCCAACAUGUCAUAAUGAUGUCCACCAACAUUUUCCACCUGUAAAUACAUGCCUCCUUCCUCACAUGCUCAGGGCAGUCGUGUAUGGACGAGUCAACCAUGGUUUAUCCCAGGAGCCACUUGUGUUCGCCACAACCAACCCCUCUUUGCCAAAUGCUAGCCCCUAGUUUCUUCCUGUUUUUACUGAACUGUUCCUGUGGAGGGGGUUCCCGUACAAAAAAAGCCCUGCAGCAUUUGGCAACAAGGACCCACUGUGUUGCAUCUUGUGUUUGGCACGCAGGUCAUCAGAGGCCUUACUUCUUAACAGCGUAUUACCACACGAGCAUUAAACAUACAUGGGCCGAGAACUGCCCUGGGGCUGAAAAGUGAGGAAGUUGGCCUUUUUUCUUUUACUUUCAAUCUGAAAUUUGGCAACAAUCCCUUUAUCUGGCCAUCUGCUUGCAAUACUGUACCUCUCGGACAUCACUAGGGUGUCUAGUGCUCCUGAAAACUCUCAUCUCUCUGGUGCAGCAUGCCAUGUACAGAUAGCCAAGUACGAAUCCUUCUGAGCCUCCACGCUUUCUCCUUUCCUUAGUACCGUUCUCCUUCGCACAGGUUCUGGAGCAGAACCACUUCGCCGCUCUGCUCCUCUAAAUCGCAUCAGCCCACGAACGAGACGACCGCAGUAGGCAUCUAUCCUACUAUAUUUACAAAGCGUACGUUGGAGAAAUCCAUUUUUCUCCAGACGCUCAAAGCAGCAUAUAGUCGUCUCUUGCCAAUUUGUGCACCUUUACCGCUUUGCUUUAUCGAACGAAUCCUGAGAGUAUACGGACGUCUGGCGACACUUGAUCCAACCGAUGGCCAAAAUCAUUUAUUUUCCAGAAGCUGUAGUUACGUAACUGUAUAACCUCAUUGUUCCUUUUGCACAAAGUCAAUAGUAGAGAACCUUGUUACCAUCUCAUGUGGCUACAUAUUGUUAUUGUGUAGUGCAUGAUCUUUAUUAAUAUAUGACAGGAUUCGAGUGCGUUGUGUGCACAGCUGUAGUAUUUGUCUCUAAUGUCAGGAUUAAGAAACGUGCCAAAAUUAGAACGAUCAUAGGGAACGACAAACGAAAAACAAUAGGCUUUAUCGUUUUUUUUUUUUGUUGUUGUUUUUCCUUUGUAACAUACUACUGAGUAUUUGAUCUGAGUGUGUGUGUAUAAUUUGAGCUGUAAAAACCAGUUUGAGUUCGGAUUUGAUGGCACAUGUCUAAUGUUUCUAAGAUUUAGAUCAUUUCAGGUCAAAAUGAAGUCCUUUAAAAGUCUGUGCUCUAGCUUACCCUUCAUAUGUAAGUGAGAUGUAUAGGACUAUUGCAGGAUAUUCUUUUAAUCAUAAGCUGUGAUUUUACUUUUCGGUUUUUAGAGUCAACGGCAUGAAUACGUUGUAGCCAAAUACUGUAUAAAGAUUUUUUAUUUUAUUUGCCAUUUGUUAACAGGCAGGACGAGAGGACGUGAAUCCUAUAGGACUUGUACAUUUGAAUCGAAGCACUGGGAGGGUUUUUGGAUGCAGCAGCUGUCUGUUUAUAAUUGUUCAGGGGAUAUAGAACGUUUUCCGACCGUGCAGGAAUAACGGACGUGUAGAUAUUGUAAAGAUGUACAUUUUACUUAUAUAGGAAAUGUAUGGUCAGGAAUUAUUUAUGUAGAUUACACAAAAAGUAAUGUCAGAUUUUAGUGUUCAUGGUUGCUUUAUUACUACUACUACUAUUAUUGUUAUUAUUAUUAUUAUUAUUUUGGUAUAUAAUUGAGAUUUCUUUAAGGACCAACACCAUUAAUGCCAUCUGCACAGUUUGUGUACAGGAAGACAACAAAAAGACACCACCGCACAGACAAUCAGUCUCGGGCACACAAGAAAAACACACCAAGAACACAAGCACCUGGGAAAUAGGACAUACUCAACAUGUCCAUUAAAUGCGAGAUAUUUUCUGAAGCAUGUAAGAGAUUUAUUAUAUUAAGCUGAGGCAGUUUUUUUUUAAUUGGAAAGGUUCACCAAAUUUAAAAGGAGUUGGAGAAUUUAAGACUUUAAGGCGUGCUUAAAGUGACAACUUGACACAAGCAAACUCUCUUCCGUUAAACAAACGAUUCUGGGUGUAAUGUAAUGCCGUCACGUAAGGCGCAAGAAAAUGCAGCGGUUUUUAUUUUCCUUAUAUUAUUUCUUUUCAGACCAAUAAAUGUGCAAUAUGUACCCGUGGUUGAUUCUGUUUUAUACAGAUGUGUAGAAAAAUGACACAGUAAAAAUAUCCAUCACCCUUUUCUCUGGGAAUGACACAAAUCUCUGUUGGAAGCACUUUCUGAUUAAGAUUUGUUGUUUGUUACUGCUAUUUAAAGUUUACUGUUAGAAUCAAAAAAGUUCGGUCAACAAUCUGUGAGCUGGAGUUUUUUUUGUUUUGUUUCGUUGUUGUUGUUUUUUUUGGGGGAGGGGGGGGGUUUGGCCACCCUUGCCCCUCUUCCCAUGUACACACUACACAAAUUGGUCAUUUUUACCAGAAACCACAGGAACGCAAGCCAUUUUCUGCAAGUCAUCAUUUUUAAACUAUUGCAAAAUUUAUUGAACUUAUUUUCUGUAAUUUCUUAUUUUAAUCAUAGAUCAACACUCCAACCUGUUCAGAAAUAAUCAGCCGCACUCUUACGUACGUCAGCUACACUAUAAUUUUAUAUAUAUUGAACUUCUUAUAUUGAAAUUAUAUAUAUAUAUAUAUAUAUAUAUAUAUAUAUAUAUAUAUAUAUAUAUAUAUAUAUAUAUAUAUAUAUAUAAAAUUUAUAUUAUUAUAUAAUUUAUAUUAUUAUAUAACGCCUGGGUCACGUUUUGCCGAUGUUCCAUUUUUCAAUAACUUCUGAUGAAUACACUGUCGUCUACAGAAACGACAAUCAGCGUGUAAUUUAAAAAGGGAGAAAAAAACAAAACCUUGCAUUUGCAACAUUUCUAAGUAUAUGGCACCAAAGCAUGGAGGAACAUCACGGCUGAUCCACAAUGUACUCUUCUGGGUUUUUUUUUUUCCACCAACAUUCCAACAAAACUCACAUUUCACCUUUUUUUUUUCUUUUAUCCGAGGGUUCAGAUUGUGUCCAAACGUAUCCCGUUUUUAAAAAAAACCCACAAAAAUCCCACCAACUAUGUACUUCCUACCGUGCGCUUUAAAUACAAACUACCGCUGUAAACCGUUUUGAUCUGAAUGACUUCUCAGCUCUUUUUCACCCACUUGUGCUCGAUUCUGUAUUAUUGUAUGUACUGUGGAUUAAAUACAGUUGAACAGCUA